AUGAUUUUAAAAAUAUUAUUCGUACUUUUAACCUUUUCCCUCCCAUGUUCUUUCUCUGUGCAUUCUGCCGCGUUAACUGAUUUCUUUUUUAAUUAUAACCUUUUUUGUUUCUUUAUUUUCAUAAAGUUGGCUCAGCUCUCCAUUCAUAUCUCUGUUUCUGACUUACUCUCUUUUAUGCCUACUUUCUCGCUCGUCUUAUCUUUUACGCAUUCAUAUUUUACGUCAUGCUAUUCUAUAACUUUCUCAUUAUCACUCUCUUCACACAUCCAUUCAUUCAAUCCCUCUUUCUUACUUUCCUCCCUCUUUGUACCCCCUCUUUCUUCAUCUCUCAUUCUUACUAUAUCUUUCUUACUCCUUCUCUUUCACUGUUUAAUUUUUGCUCUCUUUCUCACCCUCUCGUUCUCAUCCUCCAUUUCUCAGCCUCUCUUUUUCAUCCGCUUUUUCUUCCUUUCCACUAAAAUAGCUUACUCAUCUUCCUAUCCUCUUGUCAAUCGCAGUUUCCUUGCCCCCACCAGCUCUUUCAAGUCACUGGGGGGAAGCGCCAAGUUACACUCCUGCCAGAAUGAUCAAUCAACAACAGCAAUAUCACCCCGAGCAACCUCUCUCUCUCUCUCUCUCUCUCUCUCUCUCUCUCUCUCUCUCUCUCUCUCUCUCUGA
Molecule: messenger RNA, 657 nt
Organism: Acanthosepion pharaonis
Lineage: Eukaryota; Metazoa; Mollusca; Cephalopoda; Sepiida; Sepiidae
Source: the annotation of a GenBank genome assembly